GAGGUCAUAUGUUCAAACAACCUUCACUUUUGACGUCCUGUCUCUACACUAUCGAAGGUAUGGAUGAGCCGCUUCCAAAUCUGCCUUCCGCUUCUGCUGCGGGAUUCUCUGGAAGAAGUUAUGAGCGGUUAAAGGCUCUGACGAAGCGCCGACGAGGCCGAAACGUUAGCCGAAUAAACGAUUCAACAAUCUUGCCCGAUGCGGCACUUCACUCUUUAUGGACGCCGCAAGAUUUAACACCUUUGCCGUUAUCCGGUAAACUGCUUUUGACGAUCAAGUCUGCAACAGAAAUGAAGCGACUGGAUGUCAUCAAAAUUAUGAGGGAACUGCAUCUGAUGCGUUUGGAAUUGGAAAGUGCAUUGGAUUCAUCAGAUGAUGUGCUGCUGUCCAGGCAUGGCAGCGUCAGAGGUCGCAAGAUGCAUGUUUACAAUACGAUUCGUAUGAUGCGCAUGAGGAGCCAAUGGAAAAGAGACUAUAUUCAAGAAGAAGCCAACAAGAUCGUUGUUUACAUCACAAGCUGUGGAGUAGUACACAGUGUUUUCGACAAAUGCAAAGAAACGAUCAACCUGUUGAGAGCUCUAAGAAUCAAGGCGGAGUUUCGAGAUCUUUACUUAGACCCCACUUUCGCAGACGAGCUGGUAGACCGAAUGGGCUUGUCUCCGGCUGACAAAGAGCUUGUCUACGAUAGCUUGCCAGUAGUUUAUGUUAAUGGCAGGUAUUUCGGGAAUGACGUCACGUUGUUCCUAGAAAAUGAAAAUAAUAAUCUCGUGGACAUACUACGCGAUUUCCAGGGACGUAAUGACUGCAGCAUGUGUAAUGGCUCUGGAUUCGUAGUCUGUUCGUAUUGUCGGGGAGGAAAGAAGGUUCGCGAAACGUUUCGCGUGCGACUGCGAUGCUCUCACUGCGAUCGAAACGGCAUAGCACCUUGCCCUCGAUGUGCUCCCUGUAGAUCAUGAUAUUUGCCCUAUUUCGAUGAUUACUUCCAAGAAAUAGUUCUUUCCUCAAAGUAUUAUUCUUACCCUCUCAAGUUCCGCUAUUGCUCAAAAUGUAUUUAUUUGGUACAAGUCAUAGGUACGCGUCAUAUCUGUUCCACGUUCCACUUACUCCACUUUGCUAAUGGUCAAAACUUGUGACUUGACCAAUAGCGAAGCGGAUAUCCACUUUAUUG
Messenger RNA from Cylicocyclus nassatus, 1168 nucleotides. The record is from the annotation of a GenBank genome assembly. Lineage: Eukaryota; Metazoa; Nematoda; Chromadorea; Rhabditida; Strongylidae.